Gymnogyps californianus (California condor) is the source of this 1366-nucleotide messenger RNA. RefSeq names its product enoyl-CoA hydratase domain containing 3 (gene ECHDC3). Lineage: Eukaryota; Metazoa; Chordata; Aves; Accipitriformes; Cathartidae. The record is from RefSeq and is a predicted model, not a curated record. Bases 1 to 882 code for a protein of 293 amino acids. The transcript is spliced from 5 exons. Gene Ontology annotation, cellular component: mitochondrion. Gene Ontology annotation, molecular function: hydro-lyase activity.
AUGGCCGCCGACAAGCUGUGGCGGCUGAGGAGGCCCCUGGCCGCGGCCUUCAGCAGCGCCGCGGCGGCGGGAACCGGGCGGCCAGCCCCGCCGGAGAAGCUGACGGUGCGGCGGCAGGCGGAGGGCGUCCGAAACAUCGUCUUGAACAACCCGAGGAAAAGAAACGCCCUGUCCCUCUCCAUGCUGCAGUCCCUGCGGGAGGACCUGCUGCAUGACGUCAAAAGCAAAGACCUCCGGGUGAUCAUCAUCUCAGCUGAAGGACCUGUAUUUUGUUCCGGCCAUGAUUUAAAGGAACUGUCAAGUGAAGAUGAUGUGAAGCAUCAUUCCCAAGUAUUUGAAAUAUGUGCAGAGGUUAUGACUUUAAUCCAGAAACUUCCAGUACCAGUGAUCGCCAAAGUAAAUGGGUUGGCUACAGCAGCAGGCUGUCAGCUUGUGGCAAGCUGUGACAUCGCAGUGGCAAGUGAGAAAUCUCAAUUUGCUACUCCUGGAGUAAACAUUGGACUGUUUUGUUCCACACCAGCUGUGGCCUUGGGCAGAUCUCUUCCAAGAAAGGUGGCGUUAGAGAUGCUUUUCACGGGUGAACCUCUUUCUGCCCAAGAAGCAUUAAUGCACGGGCUUGUCAGCAAGGUGGUACCAGAAGACAAGCUGGAAGAAGAGACCAUGAAAAUCUCUCACAAGAUAUGCAAAAGCAGCAAAUCUGUCCUGGCAUUGGGGAAAGCCACUUUUUACAGACAGAUGACACAGGACCUUGAUACUGCUUACAAAAUGACUACUCAGGUCAUGGUAGACAAUUUGACUUUGAGAGAUGGGCAGGAAGGUAUUGAAGCCUUUAUUCAGAAACGUAAGCCUGUCUGGUCACACUCUCAGGAUGAGAAGAAAUGAAUCUUGUUUCUAAGCUAACCUUAGCUGUGCUUUAUGAUUCUUCACGCAGUUGCCUUUGGGAACUAUAUUUUUGUUCUUACUGAAAGUUAAAUUUCUCUUCUUACAUAUGCCAAAGACACAAUAAAUUUAUUCUAAGUAUAUAAUAAAUAUCAAGAAAAAUCAAACCAAAUGGUUUUUUUCAGCAAUGAAUUUAAUCUAUGGUUUUAGAAGGAACUCUAUGCUGCAAAAAUCAGUUUAAUAUGUCCCAGGUUACUUAGGGAAUCACAGGGACUGGGAGAGAGCUCAGAUCACCCUGUUCAGUACCUGUCCCCAUAGUUCUGGAUGAGAAUUUCUAUUUAUUGUUAUUAAUAGAGAAUUAAAGGGUUUGGACACAUUCCAGAGAUGAUGGUAGUACAUAUCAUAAUGGAUUCUAAUACUGUUUAUAUGUUACAAACAAAAGCCUGUAACAGUAGUCCAUUGCUCCUUAUGAAUAUAUCUGCUUAUG